CCCUGAUUGGUCCAAAUCGCCGACAAUAGCUCCCCCCAGGCCGCGGGGCAGCUCAAGAGAGAGCUCCAAAGUCGCCGGCAUUCCACAGAAGACCUAGAAUUUUUGGUGAUAUAAGACUAGCUGGGCGCCGCAAUUCCCCUUGUUCCUUUGUAUUCUACUCAAUUUCCAAAUUAUACCCCUGGCGGAUUCAAUUGCCUUGUGACUCGAGCUUGGUUGAGCUGUGAUCAAAGCGAUAGAGCUCUUAUCUACCUUAUCACCGUCUCCCCACAUCUUGCUGCCAGGAGUAUUUCUUCUCCCCCAACCCACGCAGCGGGAGAAUUGCCACACCUCUGUACAUCCUCAUUUCUCACUAUAAAUCGAUCAUAAUGGCCUCCAUUGCUCGCUCCAGCCUCAGGUUGCGCUCGGUGACGCGCGUGCCGACUGCCCGCGCUAUCAGCACCACUCCGCACCUUCGCGCGGCGGCGAAGCCCUUCUUCGCUGAUGAGCCCGCUGCUCCUCAGUUGGCCACCGCCAUCCCGGGUCCUAAGAACAAGGCUGCCACGGCUGAACUGGACAAGGUCUUUGACGUGCGAAGCUUGAACAUGCUCACUGACUAUUCCAAGUCUAUUGGUAACUAUAUUGCUGAUCUGGAUGGAAAUGUCCUCCUGGAUGUAUACGCUCAGAUUGCUUCUAUCCCUGUUGGCUACAACAACCCCCAUCUCACCAAAGUUGCUCAAUCGCCCGAGAUGAUUACCUCUUUGAUCAACCGACCAGCCCUGGGCAACUUCCCCUCGGCUGACUGGGCUGACAUCCUGAACACCGGUAUCCUCAAGGUUGCCCCCAAGGGCCUGAACCAGGUCUUCACCGCCAUGGCGGGAUCUGACGCCAAUGAGACUGCCUACAAAGCCGCUUUCAUGUACUACCGCCAGUUGCAGCGUGGAGGCCCCGAGAAAGAGUUCACUGAGGAGGAGUUGAAGACUACCAUGACGAACCAGGCUCCAGGCUCUCCCCAGCUGUCGAUCAUGUCCUUCAAGUCUGGUUUCCACGGUCGUCUCUUUGGUAGUCUGUCUACCACCCGCAGUAAGCCCAUCCACAAGCUCGACAUCCCUGCCUUCGACUGGCCCCAGGCGCCUUUCCCCUCCCUCAAGUACCCGCUUGAGGAGCAUGCUCAGGAGAACGCCCAGGAGGAACAGCGCUGCCUCCAGGAGACGGAGCGUUUGAUCAAGGAAUGGCACAACCCUGUCGCCGCCGUCGUGGUCGAGCCGAUUCAGUCUGAGGGUGGAGACAACCACGCCUCGCCUGCCUUCUUCCGUGGUCUGCGCGAGAUCACCAAGCGUAACAACGUUCUUUUCAUCGUCGAUGAGGUGCAGACUGGUGUUGGUGCCACUGGAAAGUUCUGGGCCCACGACCACUGGAACCUCGAGACCCCUCCCGACAUGGUGACCUUCUCGAAGAAGGCCCAGACCGCUGGUUACUACUACGGCAACCCUGCCCUGCGUCCCAACAAGCCGUACCGUCAGUUCAACACCUGGAUGGGUGACCCCGCUCGUGCCCUCAUCUUCCGUGGUAUCAUCGAGGAGAUCGAGCGCCUGAACCUCGUCGAGCACACCGCCCAGACUGGUGACUACCUCUAUUCUGGUCUCCAGCGCCUUGCUGAGAAGUACCCGGAGCACCUGCAGAACCUCCGUGGUAAGGGCCAGGGAACCUUCAUUGCCUGGGAUACCCCCAAGCGUGAUGAAUUCCUCGGCAAGGCCAAGGGCGUUGGUGUCAACAUUGGUGGAAGCGGAGUCAAUGCCGUUCGUCUCAGGCCCAUGCUGAUCUUCCAGCAGCACCAUGCUGAUAUCCUCCUGGAGAGCAUUGAGAAGAUCAUCAAGCAGCUGUAAGGAACUUGUGGUUGGCAUGACUAUCAUUUUCCAUUGAAUUUGCAUCUCUUUCUGUUUCCCUGAAUUGGCAGAGUCUGGCGUUCAUUGUUGGGUUGGGUGGGUCUCUCCGUGUCUGAUUGGCACGCUGUCUACGAGUUAUGUUUUUUUGAAGCUGUUAGCACAUAUAUAUAGCAAACGGCAAUCUGAUGCCGUCCCAAGGUGCAUCGAUUUUGCAUGUUGGGUAUCGAACAAAAU
Messenger RNA from Aspergillus pseudotamarii, 2096 nucleotides. It is a transcript of the gene gatA, whose product is annotated as 4-aminobutyrate transaminase gatA. Gene Ontology annotation, molecular function: pyridoxal phosphate binding. The transcript is spliced from 4 exons. Bases 366 to 1862 code for a protein of 498 amino acids. Gene Ontology annotation, cellular component: mitochondrion. Gene Ontology annotation, biological process: GABA catabolic process. NCBI's taxonomy places the organism in Eukaryota, Fungi, Ascomycota, Eurotiomycetes, Eurotiales, Aspergillaceae. The record is from RefSeq and is a predicted model, not a curated record.